ACUAACAUGUUCCUUCAGAUUGUGACUCUGUUAGCCGUGCUGGCCAUCACGAAUGGCGCAGUGGUUUUCUUGGGUCUGGAACCUCAAUCAUCGCAAGGAGGCAGGAUUGUGGGCGGCACAGUCACUUCCAUUGAGGAUCGUCCGUGGCAGGUAUCCCUGCAGCGUUCCGGAGCUCAUUUCUGCGGAGGUUCAAUCAUCACCAACAACAUCAUUGUGACCGCCGCCCAUUGUCUGGGCUCUCCGACCACAGUCUCAAAUCUCCGGAUUAGAGCUGGUUCCAAUAAGAGAACCUAUGGAGGGGUACUCAUCGAGGUGGUUGCAUUUAAGAUUCAUGAGGGAUACAACUACGACACCAAGGUCAACGAUAUUGGAGUGGUGCGUCUGAAAUCGCAACUUGCAUUUGGCUCUACUAUCAAGGCCAUCACGAUGGCAAGUGCGACACCAUCUCAUGGAUCAGCGGCUAGCGUCUCGGGCUGGGGAAAAACCUCCACCGGAGGCUCCUCCUCAGGGACGCUACUCUAUGUGGACACCAAAAUUGUGGGUCGUACGCAGUGCGCUAGUUCCAUCUAUGGAUAUGGUUCCUUCAUCCAGCCAACCAUGAUCUGUGCGGCGGCGACGAACAAAGAUGCAUGCGAGGGUGACUCUGGCGGACCUCUGGUAUCCGGAGGUCAACUAGUGGGCGUCGUCUCCUGGGGACGGGAGUGCGCUCUGGCCAAUUAUCCAGGAGUGUAUGCCAAUGUGGCCGAACUACGAGAUUGGGUCCUCCAGGCCCAAAAGACUGUCUAGCUUAAGCUAAGUGCAAUAAAAACCCAUUCGUAAUAGUAA
Messenger RNA from Drosophila eugracilis, 825 nucleotides. It is a transcript of the gene Ser8, whose product is annotated as trypsin alpha-3. Gene Ontology annotation, biological process: proteolysis. Gene Ontology annotation, molecular function: serine-type endopeptidase activity. The coding region runs from base 7 to 786 and encodes 259 amino acids. Lineage: Eukaryota; Metazoa; Arthropoda; Insecta; Diptera; Drosophilidae. The record is from RefSeq and is a predicted model, not a curated record. The transcript has a single exon.